AUAUUUCACCUUUUUGUGCAUUAAAACUGACUCACUGUGUGGCGUUGUGCAAUGCAAAAAUUAAAAGAAUCAAGAAGGCAAAAAAAGGAAGUGGCCCCGGGUGGUUUAACUGAGCAAUCACCUCCUGUUUCUAGCAGAGCAAACAGGCAGUAUGCAAAGACUGUGGCUUCGUACGCUGAGCAUUUUCCUAACUUCAACCUAAAUAUAUACAUAAAUAGUGCGAUUUUUUUUUUUUUUGUAGAUUUUCUUAACAAAACACCUCCUUAAAGUCAUGGUCUUGAAGAGACACUUUUACUGCUAGUUUAACAGUUUUGGAGCAGCCGGUAGACUUUUGUUCAACAAAAAGGGUGCGGUCCGUCUUCUUGAUUUUUAAAAAUGUAUACCAAUCAGGCCGCAACAGAAUCCACGAUGGGUUUAUCAACUGUCACGAUGGCCUUGAACUCCACACAACCACAAAGGUCAACAGACUACCACAUAGCCCUGGUAGCCAUCUAUUCAGUGGUUCUGCUCUGCGGCACUGCUAGCCUGAGCCUGAUGAUCCACGCCAUGAAAUACAGCCCUAUUUCCACCACAUCCGUCGCCGUCCUCAACCUGAUCUUCGCCCACUUCAUAUUUCUGUUCACAGUCCCCUUCCGAAUUUACUACUACGCAGUUGAAACGUGGUACUUGAGCUCUCACUGGUGCCGAAUGGUCAGUGCCAUGAUCCACAUGCACAUGUACAUGUCUCUUAUCCUCUACGUGAUCAUCCUCCUGUCCCGCCUUUUGACGUUCUACAACCGAAAUGCACAAGUGUCCUCCUUCAAGAGGAUCCACGCGGUCAUCGGAAGCGUGGUGGUGUGGAUCGUUGUUCUGGUUUCAGUCCCGUGCGGCAUCCUCUACUCCUACGGCAAAGGCGGAAAGGACAGCGACGGGAGCAUGCUACCGGAUUCCAACACCUCCUGCUUCAAAUUUGGACGACACAUGGAAAACUUCAAGGUGAUCAACUACACUUUGAGCUCGCUGGUCAUCAUCGUGGCUCUGUUGCUGACAACACUCCAAGCCAACGUCUUGCGCGUUUUGUACAGGAAGUACCAGAAAAAAUGCAGCUCGCAGCAGGACUUCGGAGCUCAGCUGAAGAGCUUCUUUUUCGCCUUGAUCAUGGUGGUUUGUUUUGUUCCCUAUCACAUUUUUCGGAUGUAUUACUUAGAGCAUAUUGACAUGGAAGACAUCAAUGAGGUUCUUCUAAGUUUGACCACUUUUAACUGUUUGGACAUGCUCACCUUCUUAGGUAGGAGAACAUGCUAUCUGUUCUCCCCAAGAAGAACUUGAGGACAAAAAUGUAAUUUUCAUCUGCAUUUACCUCAGUCAACUCUAUUAUUUUUGCCAUUGCUACUUUUUUUAUUAUUAUUAAUCCACAUACCUCUUUACUUACAAUUGUUUUUUUCACUUUUUUGUUUUUUUUCUAUAGAUUUACAUUUGGCUGUUGUAGAUAACCUUUCUACUUUAUUUUACACAUACCAAAAGAAAGGUUUAAAUUGAAACCAAAACUAGAACUAAGUGAAGCAGGGGUCUAAGCAACUCAACUGUGCCGGAAAGUGGUUAAAGUGAGAGGGGAAAUGAAAAAAAAAACUGUUGUGGUGGCGAGGGUGAAUGACACGUGAAAACUGUUUAUUGAAGAUUGUAAAGUUCUGGAAAACUUGGUUAGAUGUCUCACACUCACUACAUAAUACUUUUACACAGUUCAAACUUCCAUUUUCUCACGUGUAGCAGUUGUUUUUGUCAGUGUGGUGCAAGAUUCAGAGUAUUGUAAUUUCUUUAUUAAUAUCAAACUAUUUUGUUAAAAUGUUUUGGAUGUAAAUAAAAAAAACAAUUUUACGUCUUUAAUAAUGUUUUUCUAAUUAUUUUGACUGUAUAG
Oryzias melastigma (Indian medaka) is the source of this 1894-nucleotide messenger RNA. It is a transcript of the gene gpr141, whose product is annotated as probable G-protein coupled receptor 141. The coding region runs from base 376 to 1308 and encodes 310 amino acids. The record is from RefSeq and is a predicted model, not a curated record. Gene Ontology annotation, biological process: G protein-coupled receptor signaling pathway. Gene Ontology annotation, molecular function: oxysterol binding; G protein-coupled receptor activity. The transcript has 2 exons. Gene Ontology annotation, cellular component: membrane. Lineage: Eukaryota; Metazoa; Chordata; Actinopteri; Beloniformes; Adrianichthyidae.